CGUGCUGUGUUUACGUUUCUUGAUCCGAUGAAAAAUACCACCUGCACCACGCUUUUCGCGCUCAAUUCUAUCUGCAUUGCUGCACUUUUCUGAACCUUGAUGCUCACAUGCCUUUAUUUCAUUUAAUUGGCGCACUAUUCCACUUUUUAGCGGGAUUUAAGAUCUGAGAUAUGAGUCGACAGGAGUUGUGUCGACUUUGCCUAAGCAGAAGUGACAACAUCAAGAUUUUUGAUGAGGAAAAUUUUGAACAACUUCCUGAAAAAAUCAGCUUCUCCUUAAACAUAACUGUUUCAGUUUCUGAUGUGAGGAAAACUCUUUGUUCAUUCUGUAAGACGAAGGUAAAUGAAUUCUAUCUAUUCAAGAGAAAGUGCCGUGAAAUUGAAGCAAAGCAGAUUGGAGGGUUAGUGAAGAUUAAAUCUGAGCCUGUGGAGUCUGAGUCUGAUGUCUCAUCAACUUCCAAGUUAACUGAUGCAGUUGAUCCGUUUCUUUGGGUGCCCUUUGGCAAUCCCAUUCUUAUUGAUGAUCUGUCUGCUUCCCUUCCAUCUUCUGUAAGUCCUCUUGGGAAGAUAAAAAUAAAAAGCGAAAAAGUGGAUAUUGAAAACGACAUAGGCAUUGAAAUUAAAAAAGAAGUACUGAAGUCUCCAAUAAAUCCCCUAGUAAGAUCUGUCAAAGAAGAGAAUCCUGAGGAAGACUUAGAUAAGUCUAUUGAUGAUUUAAUUAAUCAGGUAGUAACAGAAUCAGACUCGUCAGGUGAGGACAGCAGGAAAUCUGAAGAGACCAUGAAACAGAACAAAAGUUCCUCGGGAGGGGAGAAUCCUGAGGAGAAGAAAAAGUCAUCUGAAGAGGGGAAUUCUUCUGAGAAGAAAAAAGAUGACACUUCCUCUGAUGAGGAGAAGAGGAAAUCAUUAGAUGAUGACUCUUCCUCUUCCUUUAGCAAAAACGUGUCGACGCGUGGGGGUAGAGGUCGCAAGCGAAGAGGAGGAAGUGUUCGUGGUGGGACAAGCAAAAGGGGACGGGCUCUCCGAAGUGGUGAGACACCCAAAACUCCUGAGAACCAGCCAAAACGCCUUACUCGAAGUAGUACAGGGACAUGCCCUCGUAGAAAAAUUGUAGACAGCAGUGAUGAUGAUGGAGACUUCAACGGUGGCGAUGAUCCAGAUGACCCAGAAUUUAAAACUGCACAGACCAGAUCUAAAUCUCCCACUUCAUCCUCUUCAUCUUCUUCUGAUGAGGAAGAACCAGAAAUUAACAAGAAGAAAAUUAUCAAAAAGGCAGAUUUGUCUGUGCUCCUUCAAUCUGCUAAGCAAGAAAAGGAGGAGGCACUGAAACGUCAAUGCCCUCAUUGUAAAAUGGUUUAUAAACAUUGGGUCUCUUAUGAUGACCAUGUUAAAAAUUGUAAAGGUCCCAAAGAUAAAGAUGGCAAAGACAAGAACGCACCAGAGGAUGAUGACAAGGAGAGGAAAUGCGUCAUUUGUCUUAUUAUGUUCAAAGGAACUCGAGCUUUAAGAGAACACAUGGAAGUUCAUCAGCCGAAAAAAGGACCAUCACAUCAUUGCAAAAUAUGUAAUGAAAAUUUUACUUCUAAAGGUGGUUUAAUAUGCCACAAUGCUCUUAAACAUAGAGCAGGUGUAACUGAACCUAUAAUAGCACCAGAGCGGAAGAAACAUCAUUGUGUACUGUGCAAUGAAACAUUUGAAACUAGUGGCGAUUACAUUUGCCAUCAAGUUUUAAAACAUAAGAAGAAGUGAAAUGUGUGAAAUUGAUUUUAAUAAGUUUUGCUGCUUAGCUUUCUCAAUAUAUUUUUAUUAUUAUUGUUGUGGCAGAAUCAUUGUUUGAAAUGCACUACAGUAUUCUAUUUUUUUCUGUAAUGUAAUUUUAUGUAAUAAUUCCAGUUGAGAUACCGCAAUAAUCCUAGUUUCGACUAAGGAUACAUGCUUGAAAUAUAUGCAGUAUGUUUUAUUUAUCUUUUGGACUCUGCAAGUUCACGGUUUUGGACGUAAUUAUGACCGCCAUGAGGGCACGUCGCUGCUCCAGUUCAAGGCCAAGGUAGCCAACCAUCCUGGAUCCCAGCGAAACACGUGCCGAAAUGUAUCUCAUUCUAUCUUUAAUGAAAUACCAAAACUGGAAUUUGC
Messenger RNA from Frankliniella occidentalis (western flower thrips), 2132 nucleotides. RefSeq names its product zinc finger protein 423-like. Gene Ontology annotation, biological process: regulation of transcription by RNA polymerase II. Gene Ontology annotation, molecular function: zinc ion binding; DNA-binding transcription factor activity, RNA polymerase II-specific; RNA polymerase II transcription regulatory region sequence-specific DNA binding. Lineage: Eukaryota; Metazoa; Arthropoda; Insecta; Thysanoptera; Thripidae. The transcript has 6 exons. Gene Ontology annotation, cellular component: nucleus. The record is from RefSeq and is a predicted model, not a curated record. The coding region runs from base 171 to 1748 and encodes 525 amino acids.